Molecule: messenger RNA, 1491 nt
Organism: Sclerotinia borealis F-4128
Lineage: Eukaryota; Fungi; Ascomycota; Leotiomycetes; Helotiales; Sclerotiniaceae
Source: the annotation of a GenBank genome assembly
AUGAAGUGCAGACGAACACUACUCCAACAAUUGGAAGGAACCAGUAGAGUACCGUUAUGGUCGUCAUCAACACCACUAUCUUUAAGACCUCGGUGUCGAGCUCAAGUAGCGUCUGCAGCAACAAGUCGUCGUACAACAUAUCAACCAAAAAGAACAUAUGCUUCAUUGUCAGCUUCUGAACUUCAAUUUGGUCAACCUGUUCAUGAAACCCAUCCUCAUUUAUUGAAUGCCGGAGAAGUUACUCCAGGUAUUACCGCCCAAGAAUAUGCGAAUCGUCGAGCAGAGUUCGCGGCAAAGCUACCUCCAAAUGGAAUUGCUAUCUUGAGAGGAGCAGAUAUAAAGUAUCGAUCUGGGGCUGUAUUCUAUGAAUUUCAUCAACAAUCAAACUUCUUUUACCUCACCGGAUUCAAUGAGCCGGAGGCGAUUGCAGUGAUACAAAGACUGGAGUCCUCAGAAUUCAUAUUUCACCUGUUCGUUAGACCUAAAGAUGCACAGGCAGAACUUUGGGAUGGUGCUAGAUCAGGAGAACAAGCAGCUUUGGAUGUUUUCAACGCGGAUGAAUCGGGAGAUAUCAAUCAAGCACACGUUCUUCUAAAGCCACUCAUUGAAGGAGCUAGUGAAGUUUUUAUGGAUAUCCAUGAGUCCGCCACAAAGCAAGUUGACUUUAAGAAAUUAUUACACAGGGCUAAAAACCCGACACUACUUGAGCCAUUGAUGAACGAAUUGAGGGCCAUCAAGAGUAAAGGAGAAAUCGAAAAUAUGCGGAAGGCAGGCAAAAUCUCUGGGAGGUCCUUUACAAAUGCUAUGCGGCGACAAUGGACCGAAGAGAAACAUCUUGGUGCCUUCCUGGAGUAUGAUUUCAAGAUAGGAGGUUGUGAGAAGAGUGCUUAUGUCCCAGUCAUUGGAGGUGGAAAAAACGCUCAGAGCAUACAUUACGUUUCCAACAACGAUAUUCUACGAGAUGGCGAGCUUGUCCUCGUAGAUGGCGGUGGACAAUACGGCGGAUACAUUGCGGAUAUCACUCGAACAUGGCCUAUUAAUGGCAAAUUCUCGGAUGCCCAGAAGGAUCUUUACGAAGCAAUUUUAAGAGUACAACGAACCAGCAUCGCUUUAUGCAGAGAGAGCGCGAAUAUGACGCUGGACAAACUACACACCGUUACCAGAAAUGGUCUCACUGACCAAUUGAAACAAUUGGGAUUCGAUAUGUCUGGAAAUGCCAUCGAUACUCUGUUUCCUCACCACGUCGGUCAUUACAUUGGACUUGAUGUUCACGAUGUUCCAGGCUAUUCUCGAAGCAAACCUCUCAAGGAAGGACAUUGCAUUACGAUUGAGCCGGGAAUUUAUGUACCAAACGAUGAGCGUUGGCCAGCACAUUUCAGGGGAAUGGGUAUUAGGAUUGAGGAUAGUGUUUGCGUGCAGGAUGAUACGCCACUAGUUUUGACUACCGAGGCAGUAAAGGAGGUUGUAGAUAUCGAAGCUUUACGCGAUUGA